This is a messenger RNA of Mauremys reevesii (Reeves's turtle), 1576 nucleotides long. It is a transcript of the gene DIPK1C, whose product is annotated as divergent protein kinase domain 1C. The record is from RefSeq and is a predicted model, not a curated record. The transcript is spliced from 4 exons. Lineage: Eukaryota; Metazoa; Chordata; Testudines; Geoemydidae. The coding region runs from base 280 to 1527 and encodes 415 amino acids.
GAGUAACUUCCAUGCAGUGCGGGGCUCCCAUCACAGAGAGCCCAGUCAGGAGCUCGCAGCGUGGGGAUGACACACGCAUGCUGCUGCUGCUGCUGCUCAGCGAGCCCCGUGUCAUUUGCCAGCCACUGCCCAUGGACCGGGGGGGUUAUUUGCUCUCUUGCAAUGGCUCCAGUGACAGAUCCGAACAAGUGGGAGCGACGCUGAUCUCCAUGGAGCCCCCUCCUGCCUCGGGCUGCUGCCCCGGCUGCAGUGUGUGAAGCCGCCCAGCCAGGCCGGACCAUGAGGGGCGUCUUUGGCUUCCAGAGGCUGAGGCUGAAGCUGUGGAGGAGAUGCACGCUCCUGCUCUUCCUCUGCUGGGCCGCCUGCUGCCUGCUGGGCAGCACGUUCCUCUUCCUCGUCCACCGGAGCGUCUUCUCCGAGCGCUGCACGGACGAGAAAAGCCACAGGAUCCUGGCGAGGCUGUGUCUUGACUACAGCAAGGGAGCCUUGACUGGCGACCUUUGUGAAGACUUGUGUGUGGCACAGAAGCUGGUGUACAAACAGUGCCUUUACUAUGACAGAGGUAAGAAGGUCAUCCAGGCGGACUGGAAAGGCCAGCCAGUCAUCUUGAAAUCCAAAAAGGAAAUCUUCUCUAGCUAUCAACGCCUCAGAUUGCUUGAUGAAAUGGAAACACAGGAUGUUCCUGAGACAGAGCUUCUGCUGAUGGUAGCUUUGGAGGUCAAAAAUGUCCUGGGUCUGGAAUUAUCUAACACCACCAUGGGACCCUUAUGGACUAGGAAGAGAAGUCUGCAUUGGAAAGCACAAGUGGCCAGCAUGUGGUCCUUACUCCAGCAGGAAGAAUAUAUCUACUUCAGUCUACUGCAGGACUUCAGCAAACAUGUCCUACGGGUCAUCGGCUCCUGUGGCCACUUCUAUGCUGUGGAGUAUCUCACAGCCGGACAUGCCUGGCACAAAACUAUUUUUCCUUUGGAGGAUGCAGUUGGUCUCUCCUUCACUGGCACUAAAAGCAAAGUGAAGGCAAUAACUGACAUUGCACUCAGCUUCCUAGAUAUGGUGAAUCAUUUUGAUAAUGAUUUCUCUCACCGGCUUCACCUGUGUGAUAUCAAACCAGAGAAUUUUGCUAUCAGAAAUGAUCUCACGGUGGUUGCCAUUGAUGUGGAUAUGGCUUUUUUUGAGCCUAAAAUGAGGGACAUCCUUGAACAGAAUUGCACAGAAGAUGAAGACUGUAAUUUUUUCGAUUGCUUUUCAAAGUGUGACCUGAGAAUCAGAAAAUGUGGGGCAGAGAGGGCCAACAACAACCUGCAAGUCAUCUGUGACAAAAUAUUCCGUCACUGGUUUUCUCCAAAUUUCAGGCGACCCACAAUUUCCUUCCCUCUGCAGUUGCAGUUGCAAAAGGCUGUUCAUGAAUGUGCCAAACCAGGGCCCAAGGAUUUGACACAACACCAGCAAAUGUCUCUGCAUUCUCUGUCUGAGUUAUACCAUUUGCUGCAAGCCAGUCAAAGAGAACUUCAAAAAGCAGAUGGUUAGCCUGGUGAAAACCACUGGUAACGAUGAUAUAUAAUCAUCAUCAUUGUCA